This is a messenger RNA of Teleopsis dalmanni, 1665 nucleotides long. RefSeq lists its product as uncharacterized. The coding region runs from base 1 to 1665 and encodes 554 amino acids. The record is from RefSeq and is a predicted model, not a curated record. The transcript is spliced from 6 exons. NCBI's taxonomy places the organism in Eukaryota, Metazoa, Arthropoda, Insecta, Diptera, Diopsidae.
AUGGCUGCACACCCAGUGCAGAUGUCGGCGGAAAUUUCAGACAGUGACAGCGAGUGGCAACUCUUGGAAAAGCAAAUCGAUUCAGGAUUUCUGGAUAGUCUUCUAACUGAACCAAUUAGUCAUGCAGAAAUUGAUAACGAGAUGAGAAAAGCAAUGGCCGAAUGUGAGAGUAAAGACAUGAAUGAAUGUAAAAGGAAAAGAAAGGUUAUGUGCGAAAAAAAAGCUAAUAAUAAAGCAAAAAUCAAAACGCCGAAAAAUGAAAAUUAUCUAAAUAAGUCAAAUACUAAAAGCAAAUUAAGUGACAGAAAUGUGAAAGAACAGAAUAAGUCAAAUAAAAAAACAUAUUUAUACGAUCCAGUCGCAGAUGAUGAUACUCCUUGCUGCAGCAAGUCACUAAAACAGUAUGGAAUGCAUAAAGUUACAGCCCAGGUUGAAGACUACAUGCCUGAAGAGCCCAAAAAGAAACCAAGAAAAAAGAAAACUAAUGUGCCCAAGCCAAUAAACAGUUUAGAAAAACUUCCAAAAUGGUUAAAGCAUGUAGCACAGGAAGUGUACAUUGAUUUGAAAGAAGAUCGUGGAGAUAUUUUUCAUAUAUUUUAUGAAUCGGAUAUGGUAAUUGUUCUUCAAGAACAUGCUCUCAGCUUCUACAAAUAUAAAGUAGAAAAAGGUUCGUACUCCUUCAAAAUGAAUGGGGUAUCUAAUAAUUUACAAAAAGUGGGGUCCUGGGUGAAUUUAUUUACAUCCUACUCUUCACAAAACAUAGGACAGAAAAUUGGAUCAUUUUUUUCAAAAUGCUUUUGUCAAAAUGUUCAGAAUUUCUGUACAUACAUAGAGUUGCGAGCUAAACAAAUGCUUCACCCCUCGCGUCCAAAUCUAAUUGAAAUUUAUGCCAACAUCUAUUACUUAUCUCCAGGUCAUGAAUAUGUGAAGCAACAGCAAUCAUUAAUGGACACAUUUACGUCAAAUAUUAAAGAUAUAAGAUUUACGGCAAUUCCUGGUACAUGUGGCCUUAUAAUGUCAUGGUAUGAUCCCAAUGGUUUAGGUUACAGUAAGAUUUCCAAAUACAAUAUAUCUAAACAACAGAAUGUACGGGAUUGGAAAAAGUUGGAAACCGUUUGUUUUGAUCAUUUAUUACUAGAGCUACAAUACUUAUCACAAGACUAUAUUGUUGGCCUUGGCAAAACAGCUGUUACCAUCUGGAACCAUACAAACUUUGAUAUAGUUUACAGUUGUGAUUUGAUGAUGGACGUGGGCACCAAUUUAGGUGCAAUACAUUUUUCUCCAACUUUAGUUGUAAUUUUCCAACAUAUUACAAAUGAGGAGAAGAAACCACAAGUAAUAACAAUUUAUCUGUAUUUAAUAGAAAAUACGUUUUUGAUUAAAAAAUGUCUUCAAUUAUCGUGGAACGAUUUCGGUUGUGUGAAAAAUACAACAAAAACAAAAAAUUAUAUUGUUCUACAGGGUAACACAAAAAAAGAGCUUUGGAUAUGUUGUUCUAAUCCGAAUUCCGUCAUUUUUGUUCCAAAAAUUGCAACCGAGAGACACUUCUAUAAACCAGAAUAUGAUUUUGUAGUUAGGUAUAAAGGCCAGAAGAUAUCAAUUCUUACAACAGCCGACAUCUUACGAAAAUUAAAUAUUUGUGAUUAUAAUAGAAGUAAUUAUUAG